AUGAGUUUUUAAUCAAUUUCAUCUUCAGAUUUAUCAAAUUCAGAUGAAAUGAGUUUCGUAAAAACUGAUUAAGAGAGAAUUUUGAAAAAUUCAAACAUUUUAAAACAUGCUAAUAAUGAUAGCAACAACUGUUUGAAGCACCCAAAUAAAAAAGCAAAAUUUUAUGUAUAGCAAAAUAGCAAUUAAUUAUUUUGUUCAAAAUGUGCAUUGAAUUUAGCUUUGCAAGGUCUUAAAAUAGAAGAAACAUAAGAGGUAUAAUUGGAAAUAUAAAGGAAAGAUAAAAUAAAUAACUUUCAGAAGGAUUUACAUUAAGCUCUUUAAUAAUGUGAUUAAAAAUUAGUUAACAUGAAUGAUAUUAAAAACAACUUAAUAAACUAAUGGGAGGAAUAGAAUAUCAAUUGUGAAGAAUUUUUUAAUAUAGUUCUAAAGACAACUAAUUAGUUAAGACAAACAUAUCAGCAGAAAUUAUAAAAUGACUAUUCCACCUAUUAAAAUCAAGUUUAGGAGCAAAUAGAGAAUAUCAAGCAAUUAAUACAAUAAUUGAAGCAAUUUUCUAUUGAUAUUUUUACUAAUCAUGACAACAUAGUUAAGAAAAUGGAAAUGAAACCAUUUGAUGAGAUUAUGCAAAAGUAUUAAAAAAAAGUAAAUGAAAUACGAUAUCAAUAAAUAAAUAAUCAAUUUCAAUUAUCUCUAAAAUAGGUCAAUGUUGAUUAAAAUUAAAUUCUAACAUUUAUGAAUAAAAUGUGUUAUAAUUUGCUCAUUAAAAAUGACAAUAUGGAAUAUCAUCAAAAGACGAUGACUAGUUAAUAAAAUUUUGAAUCUAAUUUGUCAAAUCAUUAAAAAUAUUUUGAUAUGUUUGAAAAUGAGGAGGUUAAUAGUCCUAUGUCUACUAUGAAUUAAGUACAAUUGCAGUCUCCUAUUCGUUAACAGUUUAAUAAAUUUGAAUCAGUCAAUUCAAACCCUGUCAGAAGUAAUGCAAAUACCCCUGAAAGUUGGAAAUAAAAGCUUAGUUUGAGAAGGGAUAAUAUAACACCAAAUGAUAAAAUCUCUUAUUAAAAUAGUUCUCGUGUUUUAGAGUAGGUAAGUUCGAAAAAAGCACUUUAAAAGUAAUUAAUUGACAAAUAUUCUUAUUAAUGCAAUGAAAAAUAAAAAACAACAACUGAUUGCGAAAGAAUAAGUGAAAAAUCUUAUUCAUUGUUAAAUAAUAAUUUGAGUUGCUUUCAAAUCCAGAAAUUUAUAAAAGAAGCUGAAAGAGGAAGUCUCGAAGAUAGAGAACUAACGCCUAAACAAAAGAUUAUUCCUGCUAGUAAAUCUAUUUUGUAAGGGUAAACCUAUAAUAAUUAAAUAAAGAAUAAUUCUAAUCAAAAAUCUUAGUAAAAUCUAAUAUAAAAUUACCUCCACAAAUAAUAAUAUGGAUCAGUUCCAAAUUUAAAGUCAGCCUCUCACUUAUAAUAACAAUGUGAUGCUGUCUACUUGCAUCGUUAAUAGGAAGGCCACUUAAGAUCUAAAUCAAAAUAAAUCAAGCCAUAAUCCACAGAAUAAGAAAGUAAAAGACAGUUUAUCAUGAAUGUUGGGAUGAACUCAAAUCCGUAAGUUUAAAAUGAAGAUACAUUGAAAGAUAAAAUAUUAAAAGAGCUUUGUAGUCAUCCAAGCGAAUCGGUUUAUGGCCAAGUGAUUAGAAAUCAUUAACAAAAAUCAAAAAAUCAUAAAACAACAAGCAAAGAAAAUUAUGAAUGGACUUCCUAGAAAAAUAGAAGGAUUGGAUAAAAUAUAAACAAGAAAUAAUGA
Molecule: messenger RNA, 1788 nt
Organism: Paramecium tetraurelia
Lineage: Eukaryota; Ciliophora; Oligohymenophorea; Peniculida; Parameciidae
Exons: 3
Source: RefSeq, a predicted model, not a curated record